This is a messenger RNA of Suillus plorans, 415 nucleotides long. RefSeq lists its product as uncharacterized. The transcript is spliced from 2 exons. Lineage: Eukaryota; Fungi; Basidiomycota; Agaricomycetes; Boletales; Suillaceae. The record is from RefSeq and is a predicted model, not a curated record. The coding region runs from base 1 to 315 and encodes 104 amino acids.
AUGGCCAAGGACGAUGCAAGGCUCGAGCAGACUCGAGUGAGGCCAUCACCAGUCUUGAUCGCAUCAAGCUUGAGAAGGUCAUCCAAAUCAUUCAUGAGGGCAUUCCCAAAAUUCGUGUUCAAGUAUACCGAGGAGAUCGAACUUGAAAUCGACAUACUACCACCACACGUUCUCACAAAGUUGUACAACUUUGUGCUUUGGCCUCUGCAGCAUACCAACACAGGAAUUGGCAAGGGCACGGGUACUGGUGGCCUUAAACAGAAGGGCAUGGGCGAGACUGCUGAAGCUGAGAAGAUCCACAAGCUGGGCGAGUGAAUGUGACUCUUUGAAGGUAAGAACUUGGCCACACCCAACUCUGCACCUGCACUAGCUCAUCAGAACGAUAGCGAUCAUUCAUCGGACUCUUCUUCAAACG